GUGCCAUAUUUUGUUUUCGUUCAGCAGAUCAUCGAAGCAGGUAUUUUCCUUUCAGUAGAAAAAAAAAAAAACAUACUGAAUCGAAGCAAAAUUUACACACCGCGCUCUCUGCGUCGACGUCGAAUCAUCAUCACUGGCUGUGACAGUUCGUUAAUAGUUGGAGCAAGGAGUUCUCCGAGUACACACAACAAACACAGGCUUAGAAGCCCCACAUUUUGUACGUUUCACAAUUGCGCACGGAACUUGUCAGCGGUUCGCGAAUUCGUCAUUGAAAGUCGGUGGCAUGUCAAUGAACUUCCUGUUAUAGAAGCAUAGAGGUUGUCUAAUCACCGUCGGAGUCGUCAAGAGUUCGGUUCGCAGCUUUUUGAACGAGAGACAAGAGGGCCCAGAGAAGGAAAAUAAAACAGAACUAAAUCAACAUACAACACAUCAAACCGCUGGCUGCUGGCACAGUGUAUCGAAACCAGUUCUACACGCAACAAGAAGGAAAACGCAACCAUGUCCACUGAAACAGAGGACGCCAAUUUUGACGAAACGCUCAAGAACCUGGAGCUGCUGAGUGCCACCGUCGUCGCCGCCGCCUCCAGGUCGGACCACCCAUCCGGGGUCACCACCGUCCCCAACCCGUUCCAGGUGCCGGAUCUUUCCGCCGAGCAUCUCCUCCAGAGGAACGAAUCCAUCGUCAAGCAGAUAUUCGGAGCUCGCUGCGAGUGUGGUGCCGAACGGGGUGGAGCGGCGACUUGCCACAAGGGAUCCACGUCGGCGCAUAAGCAGCAGGGCAGUCUGGAACACGGAAUUAUCAACCCAACUCCGUUUAAGCACAAGGUUAAGGGCGAAAAGAAGGUCAUCGUGCGUGAAGCCAUCUUGAAGAACAUUGGCAAGUGCGUGCACCAGAAUCUGGUAAAGCAAAACACUUUGUCCAAGGAGCUAACCAAACAGCAGCAGCGACUUUCGAACACGUUUCUGCCGGCACCGUCUCCGCUGAAGCCAUCUCGAUCGGAGAACAAUCUUUCCAAGGGCUUCAACCAGGACGCCGGCGACGACAUUCUAGAUUUCAGGUUACUCGUCGCCCAGUGCAGCGAACUGACCCUGUCGAACGGUUCCAAGCCAGCGGACGGUCCGAACUUUUCCCGCAACAGCUUCAAAACCCUACGUCAACCGGAUAUCUUCGCCAGCAGCAGCCACAGUCCCAUGACCUUCAUCGGCCCAGCCCGUCGCAAUCGGCGCGCUCGACAGCUUAAACGAUACAACAGUACCUCAUCGCUGGAGUCGGACAGCAGCAGCAGUGGCAACGGCAACAGCAGCACCGUCCCGGCCAUCGGAGGAGGUUCAAGCAACAACAACACCAGCAGAACUCCACCCCAUCACAGCUCUCAUCCCCAGCAUCAGCAACAAGGUCUGCAGCAAUCUCCCAACUCCUCUUCGUCGUCCCCAACGGCGUCGUCGUCGGCAUCCUGUUCGACGCAGGCCCGGCUCAACGGCAGCUCGAUGCCCUGUGACAUUACGAUCGACGAAAUGGCCAGCUACUUCGAAACGCUGGUCCAUAUUCCAAAGAAAAUGUCGUCGAUGGCGGAAAUGAUGUACAUUUAAGCGGGUUGAAAAUCAGCAGAGUGAGAGAGGGAGUGUGCGAGGUAUAGUUUCAAGCGAAGGUGGUGAUUACUUCUUUAUAUUUUUUCUUAUUUAAACAUAUUACAAAACACAGGGUUAGAGCUUUCCGUAGUAGCGUCUCUUUGAGUGAGGUGAGUUCAGUGAAGAGUGAAUUAUACUGUAAUUUGAACUCUAUCAAUGCCUGCACGCGCAGCUGUGCGUCGUUUCCUUAAAACUAUGUUAAACAUGUCCCUUUUCUCUUCUCUCUUGUGGAUGUUAAUGUGCUGCGAACGUAAGCAAAUAAAAUUUUAAACAGUGAAUUUAUGGAAUUCGUCCCGGGCACUUCUCUUUCCACAACCAUAAAACCCCGCAGUCCGAACUUUAAGUUUGCGCGCUUGUUUUACAGUUCCGAGCAAUGACUAAUUGUGCUUAGUUUUAAUUUUUAAACAUAAAUCUAAAUAAAACUCAUAGCCGUGCGUAGAUCAAAUAAUAAUGCAGUAUAAAUAUCUAAUCUCAGUGUAAAAGUGAAACUUUUAUAAGUGUAGGGCAAAAUUGGUAGGCAAAAUGUGUCAAGAUUUUUUGGCGUUACAAAAAAACCCUUUACACACAAAAAAAACCUAUCAACUGAUAGAAAAAUCCCCCACAUAUUUGUGUGAAUUCGUGAUGUUACAAAGUUUCAAAGCGGGUUUGAAGGUUUUUGUUUGUUUUUGGUGAUUUCACGCGCGCCCGCGCUAGAAGGAUCAGAAUCGAACAAACAAGUGUAAAGUUCUGGAGUUUUUUUUAAA
Messenger RNA from Culex quinquefasciatus (southern house mosquito), 2372 nucleotides. Its product is annotated as probable serine/threonine-protein kinase DDB_G0272282. Gene Ontology annotation, biological process: cellular response to hydrogen peroxide. The transcript is spliced from 3 exons. Lineage: Eukaryota; Metazoa; Arthropoda; Insecta; Diptera; Culicidae. Bases 499 to 1590 code for a protein of 363 amino acids. The record is from RefSeq and is a predicted model, not a curated record.